GAGCUUGAUAAUUCUCUUUGGGGAGGGAGUUUUUAUCCUUCGCUUGCACAGGGAAGGGGUGCGCUAGCAGGGGCCCAGCUACAGUUUACUUCUUAUACGAGAGUCGUAUGUGGUUUAUACGACUGAGAUUCAAGAAGAGAGAGCUGAACGUAGAGGCUGGAGUCCAGAGGGAGCUGAAGAUCAGCUGAGGGGUGUCACACGACCAGAGGACAUGUCUCUCUCAGUGGGGGAGGAGAGACGCAGCUAGCACACUGCAUCUGUCUCCCAACUCGAAUGAAAUACCAACACAAUAAGGUUCCUGAGGCGGAUCUCUCUGGAAGACUGAGCGUAUGUGUGCGCCACCAUGGGGGACUGGAACUUGCUGGGGAAGUUGCUGGAGAGUGCCCAGGAACAUUCCACAGUCGUGGGCAAAGUCUGGCUGACCGUGCUGUUCAUCUUCCGCAUCCUGGUUCUCGGGACCGCGGCGGAGAAGGUGUGGGGUGACGAACAGUCCGGAUUCACCUGCGACACCAAGCAGCCCGGUUGUCAGAACGUCUGCUAUGACAAAACUUUUCCCAUCUCUCACAUUCGCUUCUGGGUGCUGCAGAUCAUCUUCGUGUCUACGCCCACGCUCAUCUACCUGGGACACAUACUGCACCUGGUGCGCAUGGAAGAAAAGCACAAGCAGAAGGAACAACCCCAUCUGACGAUUAGCAACGACAAGCAACAGCUGCUGCCGGGGACCAAGGCCAAGAAGGCUCCUGUUAGGGACGAACAGGGCCGGAUCCGUCUGCAGGGGGUCCUGCUCCGCACGUACGUCUUCAACAUCAUCUUCAAGACUCUGUUUGAGGUGGGCUUUAUCGUAGCUCAGUACUUACUGUACGGCUUUGAGCUGAAGCCGCUGUACACAUGCAACCGCUCUCCCUGCCCUAACGUGGUCAACUGUUACAUCUCCCGUCCGACGGAAAAGACCAUUUUCAUCAUCUUCAUGUUAGCGGUGGCCUGCGUCUCACUGCUGCUUAAUCUAGUGGAGAUUUACCAUCUGGGUUUCACCAAGUGUCGCCAGGGCCUCCGCUACAAACGGUCUCAGGCCGCGUCGGAAGCGGCAUCCAAGACCGCUAGCGAGACUGUUGUACCAUUUGUUCCCAGGUAUAAUUACUUCCCCAGUCAUCACCAGGCUUCUGAGCCGUACCACUCUGACAAAUACAGCCUGACUGAACCAGACUCUACCUACCACCCCUACAACAGCAAGGUGGCUUACAAGCAGAACAGAGAUAACCUGGCCGUGGAGAGGAACAGUAAACCGGAAGGGGGUGACAUGAAGCAGGCCAGGUCCAGCCCUGUUCUGGGAGUACCUGAAGAGAAUCAACGACGAACGAGUCGAUCAAGCAAGCACAGCAACAACAAGACAAGACUCGAUGAUCUUAAGGUCUAAGUUUCCUCAAAGAGUGACAUGUUUAAAUUGUCUACGCCUUAACUUCUCUCAUGAAAAUCUUACCCAGAUUAGGAUGCAUGAUGUAGACCUGUUUCAAGAUUAGUUUCAUUUUGUACAUAAUUUACUUGAAUUGAAGAAGCAUUCUAAAGCAAAUGUUUGAGGAAUUAACCUAGAAAAGUAGCUAGAAUCAGUUGUCAACACCGGCUUGUCUAGAACUGCCUUGUUUUAUAUUGUUUACUUGAUUAGGUAGUCCAUAAUGUCCUUAUUUCUUGAAUACGGAACAGAAUCUGCACACUGUUUGAAUCAACAGCAGUUUUCUUUUUUUUAAACAUAAAUCCCGCAAUGACAGAAGUGGACCCAACUGUUCACACCAGAGUAGGUUGGACAGAAACCAAAUUCAACUGUCCCAUUAGAGCUGAAAGUCUGAAUGUUUCAGGAGAUAUUGAAGACAAAUGACACAUUUUGACCGAAAGCGCUUCCGUUGUCCUAACUGUCCAACGUGAUUGGUUCAACAUCAAAUGAAUCACAUGAAAUCAGAUUUGUAUCUGUGUAUAGGUUAAUACUAUUGUCCGGAAUCAAGUCUGCAUAACAACGUUUUUGCAUUUGCCUGUAUGCAACAGUACAGAUUAAACUGAUUUAAUAACGGCUUUGUGGAUUGUUAUAAACAAAACAAAAAAAUAUAUGGAUUUCUGAAUCCUCUCACUUCACAAAACGAUGUAAACUCAUUGUUGUAAAGACAUUUGAAAAACAUGACAAUGAACAAUAAAACAUUUUUA
Osmerus eperlanus (European smelt) is the source of this 2190-nucleotide messenger RNA. RefSeq names its product gap junction protein, alpha 2 (gene gja2). Gene Ontology annotation, biological process: cell-cell signaling. The record is from RefSeq and is a predicted model, not a curated record. Lineage: Eukaryota; Metazoa; Chordata; Actinopteri; Osmeriformes; Osmeridae. Gene Ontology annotation, cellular component: connexin complex. The transcript is spliced from 2 exons. Gene Ontology annotation, molecular function: gap junction channel activity. The coding region runs from base 344 to 1414 and encodes 356 amino acids.